This is a messenger RNA of Alosa sapidissima (American shad), 1126 nucleotides long. Its product is annotated as sorting nexin-12-like. The coding region runs from base 86 to 568 and encodes 160 amino acids. The record is from RefSeq and is a predicted model, not a curated record. The transcript is spliced from 6 exons. Lineage: Eukaryota; Metazoa; Chordata; Actinopteri; Clupeiformes; Clupeidae. Gene Ontology annotation, molecular function: phosphatidylinositol-3-phosphate binding. Gene Ontology annotation, biological process: late endosome to Golgi transport; endocytic recycling. Gene Ontology annotation, cellular component: retromer complex; early endosome membrane.
UUGCUCGACUUCCAUUGGAUACAAGGGGAGAUUUCAGAGGAACGUUAGAUCUUUUUGCCCGCUCUUGUGGAUAGACAUUUCGAAAAUGUCUGAACCCACUGUUGCUGACACGCGCCGUUUAAAUAGCAAACCCCAAGAUCUUACCGAUGCAUAUGGCCCCCCUAGCAACUUUCUUGAAAUUGAUGUCUAUGAUCCGCAGACUGUUGGAGUAGGCCGGAACCGUUUCACCACUUAUGAAGUACGAAUGCGGACAAACCUGCCAAUCUUCAAAACGAAGGACACUUGCGUCCGGAGGCGAUACAGUGACUUUGAGUGGUUGAAGAAUGAGCUUGAGAGAGAUAGCAAGAUUGUGGUGCCCCCACUACCUGGCAAAGCCCUCAAAAGGCAACUGCCCUUCCGGGGAGAUGAAGGCAUCUUUGAAGAUUCCUUCAUUGAGGAGCGGAGAGUUGGCUUGGAGCAGUUCAUUAAUAGAAUUGCUGGUCACCCCUUGGCCCAGAAUGAACGCUGCCUUCAUAUGUUUCUGCAAGAUGAGAGCAUUGACCGAAACUACAUUCCUGGAAAAGUGUGAAUAAAUUUUUAAUCAGCCAUGUUGAUGUGGGGAAAUGAAGAAACAUCGUCCAGCCUUGAGUCACAGUGAUGCACAAAGCUGUGUUUCAACAGCACCCCACUCCACCACAGACCCUGCUCCCUUUCUUCAUCUGUAAAUAUGUAAAUAUAUACCCAAGUCUGAGGACACUGCUGAAGUCAAUAAUUUAUUAAAGUCCUGACUUCCCAAAGAAUUCAUUGCGCAUGUUGCACAAAUACAAUGUGCAGUUAUUGGACAAAAAUGCAUAAGACGUAAUGUGUUGGAUUUCAUGUGCUUACUAUUUCUAUUGAUGGUGAAAUGCACAUAUAUUAUAGCCCAUGAAAAUAACAACAGGAAUCAUAACAAAAGUAUUACAUUGAUGUUAUUUCUUUUCUAGACAGAUUGUUAAUGCUACCUCAAUUAGAAUGUCUGAUUCAAACCUGGCCAAUACAUGAUCAAGCCUGUGAUCUUUUUGUAUUUUUACAUUUAGCUUGAGAAUAAUUGUGUUGAAAAACAUGUCACCAAGAUGCAGUUAUUCACUAUUAAAGGUUUUUAAUAGUC